UCAGACUUCAGAAUUGAUUUAUCAAUAUGUGUUCUGUGGUUGAUUGAUUCUGUCAACAAACCUGUGUCACAGAUUUGACACUUACAUUUGGAAUGUCAUCUGAUGCCGUUGUUUUUGUGCACGUAGGAUUCAUAUAAUUUUUAAGAAAAUGUCGUUUCAGGACAAAUUAUCGGCUUUAAUGGCUCGUCCCGGUCAAGAUCCGGUGGCGAAAGACGAUGUUCCUUGGUGGUUGAAGUUCGCUGGUCGUGGGGUUGGGACCCUGGCAGGUUUUCUUGCUAUUUUUCUCGGAGUUUGGGUGUGUACAGGAAUAAUUGUUGCCCAGGUAAACUCUCUGGUAGCCGGGAUGUGGCAAAUCAUUGCCGGAUUCAUUCUUCUGUGUAUUGAAGCGCCUUGUUGCUGCAUGUUCAUAGAUCAUGUGCAACGAUUAAGCGAUUUUAUUGAAAGCAAGCCUUACUAUAUGCGUGCAAUUGGUUAUUUCAUUUUGGCCAUACCACCACUCUUAAUAAGGUUUUCCAUGGGCAUAUUCUUUGGAAGUGGUCUCAUUUUUGCAACAGGAAUCCUGUAUGGCAUGAUGGCAUUGGGAAGAAAAGCAACUGCGGAGGAGAUGCGGCAAGCUGCAGCUGCGCAAGACUCCAGCAGACCAACCAACAUGCGUUCCAAUCUGGUCGCCAAUGCUCAGCCAAUCAGUUUAACCGGAGCUCCCGUAUUCGACAGUAACGUAUGAUGUUAUCUGUUUAGGUUAGAAUUUCAUUUUGCUGUGGCUCUUAGUAUCGUAUGAGAAGGCCUAUUUUUGAAGUAUCGGAAGAAAUGUGUCGGUUCUUCAUAUUAAAAAAGUUGUGUGAUUCUCGACUUAAAUUGAGUCAUUCCAGCUAUAAGUUUCUUCCCUUUCUAAAAAAUGUUUAUGAUUCAUAAUAGACAGGGUAUACAUUUUCUAUUUAGGAAAAUUUGGUUUUGUUGUAAAAAGCAAGGCACACACACACAGACACAAACAUUCUGAUUAAAUGUUGCUAAGUAGAAUAAUGAAGUAACUUAAUUAUUGAUAGAAUCUAGUAGGUACCCAUUCCGCGACGAAAAAGUGUUUUCCAAUUUGAUAUAGUAUUUAUUUUACUAUUCCUUCCGAGUUAUGUGAUGGUUUUGCCAAAAACAGCAUAAUUUUUCAGCUAUUACUAAUAAUUUUGAAGACUGUUUUAUAUUUUAUACAAUUAAUUUAUAUUAUAGUCUACACUGCUGUUAUAUUUUAUUGUUCUUUUGUUGCUCAAGGGUAAUUUUAAUUUGUAUACAUAAGGUAGUGAAUGUUAUGUAAGUAGUCAGAAGUUCAUAAUAUGUCAAUUGAUAAUAGGUAAAAAAAUGCAUUCCUUUCUCAGUAAUGUAGACAAAAUUAAUUUCCGUGAUUUAUCGUAAUUUUAACAUAUCUGACGUGGGAGUCUGCGUUGCCCCGAUUUUUAGGAAAAUUAUUGCCCCAUUACUUACUAGUCAGUGAUGAAAUUAUUUUUUCGAGAUCGAGUCGCACCCGCCGGAUAUCUUGAAACCGUUGGGGCGUGUGCGUUAGUUCAAUUGUUCAUGUCAAGAGGCGUUGUUAGGUAAAGCAUUGAUGUAUGUUGUAUCGCCCAGUACGAGUCAUAAUUUAUUAGAUGUAAUUUGAGAGAAUUGGAGAAGAGGUGGUGUGUUCUCCAACUGGAUCUUGAUUGAGGUUACAAAACCGAUUCUCGGACACACCACGUUAUUUUUCCGCCGUUAGUUGAGGUCUUCUAAUGUUAUAUACAUAUUUAUUCUACCGUAAUUUACAUGUUAAGUCAAUAAAUUAUAAUAAUUAUGA
Cylas formicarius (sweet potato weevil) is the source of this 1816-nucleotide messenger RNA. RefSeq names its product calcium channel flower (gene fwe). The coding region runs from base 149 to 724 and encodes 191 amino acids. The transcript is spliced from 5 exons. Lineage: Eukaryota; Metazoa; Arthropoda; Insecta; Coleoptera; Brentidae. Gene Ontology annotation, biological process: vesicle-mediated transport. The record is from RefSeq and is a predicted model, not a curated record. Gene Ontology annotation, cellular component: membrane.